This is a messenger RNA of Olea europaea var. sylvestris, 1227 nucleotides long. RefSeq lists its product as uncharacterized. The transcript has 2 exons. NCBI's taxonomy places the organism in Eukaryota, Viridiplantae, Streptophyta, Magnoliopsida, Lamiales, Oleaceae. Bases 1 to 1227 code for a protein of 408 amino acids. The record is from RefSeq and is a predicted model, not a curated record.
AUGGCAAAGGAAGUCCGAGGCAGGGUUGAACGCCUGUCCAAAGACUGUACUCCCAGGGCUUCGGAGGAGGCAACUCCUCAGAGGCCAGAGAAGCCGAAGGAGCCUCGGGGCAAGGAGAAAGUCCCCGAGGAGACUAAAAAGAGGAAGCUGGUACACAUCUCCAGUUCAGCUGGAAAGUUUGGGACCUCAGUGUCCCAUAGGGCCGAAAAGACUGGCGAGCCAAAGCUUCUUGUUGCAGCCUCCAAAGCCAUCAAAAUGGAGAUGGUUAGAGAGGUAGAGGCUAAAGAGGAUAGAGCAGAGGCCGCAAGGCGAGCUGCAGAAGCUGCCGAGGAGGAGGCAGUAAAGGAGAAGCCGGUGCGGGAGAAGGGGAAGUCUCCGAGCUUCCUAGCUGGGAGGGAGGAGGCACUGGCCCCAGCCUUGGUGAAGGCACUCCCUGAAGAAAUCAGAAGUGCCACCGAGAGCUUUUACAAGUUCUGGACGGAGAGGUGGCAGCUACAUGCCUCCUCUUGCGAUGCCACCGACUUGACAAAGGCAUUGGUGAGCCAGAGCGUCCGGACCUUUGGCCUCGCGCUCGAAUGCAGGGAGGCCUUGAGCGAAUUUCAGACAAGGACCCAGGCCUCGGAGGGGAAGACUGCCUCCCUCGCAGAGGAGGUGAAAGCUGCUAAGGCCAAGGCCGAAGAAGCCAAGGCCCAGAGAGUUGAAGAGGCGGCGAAGCUUGAGUCUGCUCUGGCCCAGAUUGAGGCCUUAAAGAAGGAAGUGUAUGAGUCACAGUGUGAAGUGGCCUCCUUGACAAAGAAGGUGGAGGCGAAUCUCUCCUUGGCCGGUGCUCAAGAUGCUUAUCAGUUUCUCGAAGGCCAGGCGAAGUGGUACAUGAACGACGCCUCUGUUGCAAAAGAAGAGGCCCGAACUGCAAGGGAGGAGGCGGUGAAGGAAUACAUCGCCAAUUUCCACACUACAGAGGAGUAUAAGAGCUUCAGUUCGUACUGGAGGAACUUCGCCUAUGCCGAAGUGUUGGAGCGGGCAGAGGAGCUGUAUCCCAAUUUGGACCUGGCUCACCUUAGGUCCGAAUUUGUGGAUGAGGUACCUCAGACCCCAGCUGAGGAGGUCCAGGGUGAGGAAGAAGUUGAUGUCGAAGCCCCAAGUGCUGAGGUAGAGGAAGCAACUACUGAUGCCCAAGUUGCUGAAGUCCCAAGUGCUGAGGCGCCUCCGUCAUCUAGCCAGGCAUAG